Molecule: messenger RNA, 914 nt
Organism: Lucilia cuprina (Australian sheep blowfly)
Lineage: Eukaryota; Metazoa; Arthropoda; Insecta; Diptera; Calliphoridae
Gene: Pis
Product: CDP-diacylglycerol--inositol 3-phosphatidyltransferase
Exons: 5
Coding region: 223-897 (224 amino acids)
Biological process (GO): phosphatidylinositol biosynthetic process
Cellular component (GO): Golgi apparatus; membrane
Molecular function (GO): CDP-diacylglycerol-inositol 3-phosphatidyltransferase activity
Source: RefSeq, a predicted model, not a curated record
AGAAUUUUAACUGUCAGGUGGUGUUGUUUUUGCUAUACAAAAGAGCAAAAAAUCUUGAAUAAGAAUAAAAAUAUUUGCGUAUAUAGAAAAAUUAAAAAAAAAAUUUAGUUACAAAAGGAAAUUAAAGCAAAUUGUUUUAAAGAAAAUUUGCGGAAAAUUAUUGAUAAUAUAAAUUACAAUUAAAAAAACGCCGGUUAUUUGCUGAUAGUGUGCAGAAAAAAAAUGGCCAUAGCUCAACAUGAUAAUAUAUUUCUUUUCAUACCAAAUAUAAUAGGUUAUUGCCGCAUUGUUUUGGCUUUAAUAGCAUUUUGGUUUAUGUCCACUAAUUAUUUAGUGGCCGGUUGGUGUUAUGCAAUAAGCGCAUUAUUGGAUGCAGUGGACGGACAUGCUGCCCGAGCUUUUAAUCAGAGCACCCGUUUUGGUGCUAUGCUGGAUCAGUUAACCGAUCGUUGUGGUACCAUGGGUCUAUUGGUGACCUUAAGUUAUUUCUAUCCCUCCUAUAUGUUUUGGUUCCAACUGUCAAUGGCCAUAGAUAUUGCCUGUCACUGGCUGUAUAUGCAAACGAGCGUUGUUGUGGGCAAAACAUCACACAAAGCCACCGAUUUAAGUGAAAACAUAGUAAUGCGCUUGUAUUAUCAAAAGGAUGUCCUAACAUUUAUGUGCUGUGUCAAUGAAGCAUUUUAUAUAAGUCUUUAUGUUUUGCAUUUUACCACGGGACCCAUAAUUUUUGGUGUUUCUUUGUUUAAAAUGGCUGCAUUUGUUACCGCUCCCUUUGCUUUAUUGAAAUCCUUGAUCAGCUGCAUGCAUGCCUAUGUGGCCAGCGUUGAUUUGGCCAAUGUAGAUAAGCGUGAACGUUUGGAAAAAAUGGCCAAAGAGGCUAGCAAACGUUCGGAAUAAGUUAAUCCGAAAAGAAA